GUGCCGGGCUUGGCUGUGUACUGGGCUGUGCAGAACUAGGGGUAGGAUCUGAGUGUGUUUAUAUAGCCCAGGCAAACCCGCUCUCUGGCCCAUUCCCUCUAAGCCAGAGAAUACAACCCUACCAGGACCGCUGGCAAGGGAUUGUUUAGCAUUUAACAAGAGAGAGAGAGAAAGAGAGAGCGAGACAGAGAAAGAGAGAGAAAACAGAGAGCGAUAGAGAGUCAGAAAGAGAACAUACACAUAUAGAGGAAGCCAGAGAGAUAGAGUGGUCAACAGGGACACAUAGGAGGAAAGAUAGAGAUUGAAAGAAAGAGAAAGAGGUCGAGAGAGAGAGAGAGAAAGAAAGAGUCAAAGAAAUAGGUCUGAGAUAUUAAACACACAAUCCCAUUUACCUCUCUCUCAACAUACUCACACACAUUGUGAGACAGAGAGAAAGCAGACAAAACUCACCACACAAAGUCUCUGACAGAUAGAUAGACCUCAACACAGACAGACAGACGGACAGCAAGCAGCAUGUUUCUGUGGCGGCUCCCCCAGGCAGCGUGUCUGGUGUUGGUGUGUGUGUCGCUGACUCUUGGGUACGAAGACGAUAUAGAGGUGAACUAUGGUGACAGCUACUACAACGAGAUCACAGAGGGAGAGCCACUGGAGCCCACAGCUACCCCAGCCCCAGGACCCUGUAAGGCUACAGACAUGACUAAAUGGGACAAGCUCUUCUCCAUGCUGGAGAACUCUCAGAUGAGGGAGAACAUGCUUCUGCAGUUCUCCGAUGACAUCAUCAAGGUGGAAUUGGGGUCACUGCGUGGAGAGAUGCUAAGGUUCGUGGCUCAGUACGGAGGGGCCUGUGGCGUUGCGGUGGAGACCGCUGGGCGGAGGAUGUCCAUGCAGAUGGAGGCUCGCCUCAGGGAGAGCAUGGAGCAUCUCAGACAGGAUCGAAGCACUGAUGCUGUGAAUUCAGCUGGGAAUAGCCAUCAGGAAAAGCUGUUACAGCAGCUUCUAACUGAAGUGAGGACACAGGCUAUCCAACUUAUCAAGCUGGAAAACAUCUGCCUGAGUAAUCCAGAGGCUAAGGGGGAAAACUUGCAGCAGGAAGUGGCAUCAGCAGAGAUGCUGGUUGCCGUGGUGACAGAGCUGGCGAAGACGAGGGCAGUGCUAGAACUCGCGCUCAAGUCGGCACAGCAACGACACCUGCCUGCAGGCUGUGAGACCGCUCUUCUCUUCCCUAUGCGUUCCCCUCGUAUCUUCUCCUCGGUGACACCAGACCUCCCUCUCUCCCUCUCUUCCUUCACCGUGUGCCUGUGGGCCAAGCCUGUCUCCGUCUCCAACAGAACCGUGCUGUUUUCCUACGGAACCAAACGGAACCCCUAUGAGAUACAGCUCCUUCUUAGCGGAACAAGGGCUCUCUUCACCGUGGGAGGAGAGGCUCACCUGGUGGAGGCACGGGGAGUGGUGAAAGGAGGAGGAGUUUGGACCCACCUAUGUGGGGCUUGGAGCUCUGAGCAGGGCAUAGCGUCACUAUGGGCCGAUGGACACAGAGUGGCAUUCACACCCGGGGUGGCCGAGGGCCACAUGUUACCGGAUGGAGGCUCACUCCAGCUGGGGCAGGAGAAGAACGACGGUGGGGUCUCUGGAGGGUCAGGUGGCAGUGGGAGUCAGAUGCCUGGGUUUGAGGGAGGCUUCGAUGCCAAGUUGGCAUUCGCUGGGAAGAUGACAGGGGUGAACAUGUGGGACCGUGUGCUGACGGAGGAGGAGAUAUCCCAGCUGGCUUUGCAAGACGGCGAGGGGUGUGAGCAGAGGGGGAAUGUAGUUGGUUGGGGCUUGACGGAGAUUGUGCCUCACGGGGGUGCUCAGUUCAUCAACUAACUCUGAUGACGUUUUCAUCAUCAUCAUCAUCAUCAUCAUCAUCAUCGUUUAAAUCAACUCUAUCAACUUCAUCAUCAUAAUCCUCAUCAUCUUCAUCCUAAUCGUCAUCAUUUAAAUUAACUAUCAUUUCCAUCGUUUAAAUCAACUCUACAUCUUCAUCAUCAUCAUAAUCAUCAUCAUUUAAAUGAACUAUCAUUUUCAUCAUCAUAAUCAUCAUCAUUUAAUUGAACCAUCGUUUUCAUCUUGUAAAUGAACUUUCAUCAUUUAAAUUAACUAUCAUCAUCUUCGUCGUCACCAUUAUAAACUAACUCUGCUGCCCUAAGACCUGCAGUGCAGAACAGCCCGACCGGCUGAGACUGCAACAACAAUGUGAACAUGAACAACAACACCAGCUCUCUUUAAUGGCUAAAGAGACUGGAGAAGAAUGUGCCCUGUUAGAGUGUGUGAGUGUUUCCCAUUUAGAGAAGCAGUGAUAACACACAUACACACACACACACACACACACACACACACACACACACACACACACACACACACACACACACACACACACACACACCCACACACACACACACACACACACACACGGUGAGAAGCAUUAGUAUACAUAGUCUAAGGAGUAGAAGUGGAACAAACAUCAUUUACCACAGAUAUAAAGAGAAAAAUGAAAAGGAAAGAACAGAGGUGAGAGAGACAAAAAGAUGCUUUGGGUCAACUGUCACAAAACCAGUCAGCAAGUGUCAUCACUAGAUGGCCAUGCUAGAGAGGACCAAAUUGGCUAUAUCAUCAGCAGUGCAAGUAUGUUAGCUGUUUGUUAUUAAUGGAGUGUUAGGGUUAAGGGGUAAGGUAAAUGAGAAAGGGUUGAGGUUUGGGUUAGUUGUUAAAGUGGAAUUUCUGGCAAAAAAAACACUUUACCUUUGUCCUCUCUAGCAUGGCUACGUAGUGACAACUAUCUGCAAGCUGCCAUAGGAGGUUUUAAUCAUUCUAUUACCUUAUAAUCUUAUGCUUCCGGCAAAAGCUAAUUUUUUUCCAAGCGUUGUUUCCAACUUUGUAUUUAUCAAAGUGUUUACAUUCAGAUGUGAAAAACAUAAUAUUUUUGUUGUUUUAUGUUUUGCUUAGUUUUCCAUACACCCAGAGGUCUUUCCAUACACCCAGAGGUCUUUCCAUACACCCAGAGGGCUUUCCAUACACCCAGAGGUGUUUCUAUACACCCAAAGGUCUUUCCAUUCACCCAGAGGUGUUUCCAUACACCCAGAGGUGUUUCCAUACACCCAGAGGUCUUUCCAUACACCACCCAGAGGUAUUUCCAUACACCCAGAGGGCUUUCCAUACACCCAGAGGUGUUUCUAUACACCCAGAGGUCUUUCCAUACACCCAGAGGUGUUUCCAUACACCCAGAGGUCUUUCCAUACACCACCCAGAGGUCUUUCCAUACACCACCCAGAGGUGUUUCCAUACACCCAGAGGUGUUUCCAUACACCCAGAGGUGUUUCCAUACACCCAGAGGUCUUUCCAUACACCCAGAGGUGUUUCCAUACACCCAGAGGUGUUUCCAUACACCCAGAGGUCUUUCCAUACACCACCCAGAGGUCUUUCCAUACACCCAGAGGUGUUUCCAUACACCCAGAGGUGUUUCCAUACACCCCGAGGUCUUUCCAUACACCCAGAGGUGUUUCCAUACACCCAGAGGGCUUUCCAUACACCCAGAGGGGUUUCUAUACACCCAGAGGUGUUUCCAUACACCACCCAGAGGGCUUUCCAUACACCCAGAGGGGUUUCUAUAUACCCAGAGGUGUUUCCAUACACCACCCAGAGGUCUUUCCAUACACCCAGAGGUCUUUCCAUACACCCAGAGGUCUUUCCAUACACCCAGAGGUCCUUCCAUACACCCAGAGGGGUUUCCAUACACCCAGAGGGCUUUCCAUACACCCAGAGGUCUUUCCAUACACCCAGAGGGGUUUCCAUACACCCAGAGGGCUUUCCAUACACCCAGAGGUCUUUCCAUACACCCAGAGGGGUUUCCAUACACCCAGAGGGCUUUCCAUACACCCAGAGGUCUUUCCAUACACCCAGAGGGGUUUCCAUACACCCAGAGGGCUUUCCAUACACCCAGAGGUGUUUCUUCUCCUUGAAAUGGGUGCCAAUGGAUGAUGCAAUAAGAUUACUUGGUCCCUGUUUGUUUCACAUCUCAUUUGAGACAGAAACACUUGAUUUGAAAAGCGGAACUGUGGACAAUUUUUACAGAAUCUGUUACAACGAUCUCUGCUCUUUGUUAACGUAUUAGGCAAUGUGUAUCAUAUUGUAAAUUGUUUUGUGUUUUUGUCAAGAAGUAAAAAUGAAUGUAUUUUGUAUAUAAAUAUUUUUUGGCAUACAGUAUGACUAAAAAUGGAGAAUAAACGAGAAACGAGAAUAAAAUGACAUGUUAACAUUAA
Molecule: messenger RNA, 4295 nt
Organism: Oncorhynchus kisutch (coho salmon)
Lineage: Eukaryota; Metazoa; Chordata; Actinopteri; Salmoniformes; Salmonidae
Product: pentraxin-related protein PTX3
Exons: 4
Coding region: 514-1863 (449 amino acids)
Biological process (GO): innate immune response
Molecular function (GO): complement component C1q complex binding
Source: RefSeq, a predicted model, not a curated record